AUGGCUGCGUUGGUCCAAACGAUUCCGCAACAGAGUGGCACGGUACCGGUGCUCCAGACACGUCCUUCCUCCUCCUCAGGCACCUUCUCCCCAUCACACGCCCAGGGUUCUCGCAUCCAGAAAAUGUCGUGGACUACGUUCAAUGCCGAUUCGGGAAGCUAUCGAGCAGGCCACCCGGUUGUGACUCCCUACGCGUUCCCCCCAAACCUGGCCCCGUCCCCCAAUGCCCAUGCCCAACAUCGUCAAUCGUGGUCUCCUCAUCUACGGCCAGAACACCGUACCUCCUCCGCUCCUACAAUUCCCCAAGGGUCUUUGAACAUGGCGUAUGUCGGCGUCAACCCCCGGGUCGCACAAUAUCCUGCAGCUGGUUCUGUAUCGACUUCUUCCUCCAACUCUUCCUUCCGUUCCUACGUCUCCAAGGACGACAGUGCCAUCCCCUCGAGACAGCUGAGGAGCGAGCAGCCACUCCGUCCCCUUUCAACCGCCAAUCUCCCUCCUUCUUUCAUGAACAUCUCUUCCCCCAGUGGCUCGGCGAAGCCCUCCCCCAACCGGUACCGCCGCGGCAAUCAACGCGCAGAGGGUGCUGCCGGCUCACAGUUGUCAACUGUGUCGACGCCGGCCGAUGAUCAGGCCAGCAGUGCAGGCUCCAACACCCGAACGAUACCUCGAUCGAAUGGUCACAACCGGGUUUCCAGUGUGGAUGAUUUGUCCCAUGUGGAGAGGCCGCAACCUGAGCUCGCCAAACGGUACCGCCGCCGGAGCUUGGGGAAUAUGGACUCGUCUGCGCCUCCCAGCCUGCAACUCCAACUUCCUCCAUUGUCGUCCCUCCAGUCUGGCUCUCAUGAUUCCCUGUCAUUCGAACCUAACCAGCGACCCCAUUCCGCUCACUCUCAGCGAGGUAGCCCGGGAAGCAUUCACUCGGCUCACUCAUCAACGUCCUCGGUACGCGAGGGCGCCAGGCCAGACUCAGCUGGCAAAGGCGGCAAGAACGAAGACAAACGAUCAAACAAGCCUUCUCCUUUAUCUCAACCGGUGUCUACCGAAGUCGAGCCUUCGCCAGCCGCUCAACCCGAGUCGCGCCCCAAGAAUUCCACGACCCCGGCGACCGAAUCCCCGGCGGCGAAACGCCUGGCCGAUCUGAAGAAUGAAUCCAAGCGUCCAGGAAAGUCGCGCUUGAGACGGGCAUUCUCUUUCGGCAGCGCCUCAGAGCUGUUGAAGACAUCGGCACAGUCCAAUGCCAGCAAGCGGGAAGCCAUUGCUGCCGAGCAAGCUCGUCGGGAGGCCCUCCAGGAGGAGCUGGGACCGGAGCAGGCUGCCAUUGCUGAGCAGCAAGAGGCCAGUGGACUGGGUGCCAGUAUCUACUCGCAUCAGGGUAACUUCUUCACCGGAUCCACCGAUAACCUGUCGGUAUCAUCCACCGCUUCAUCGGCGUCGAUGAUGCUUCGCAAAAUGGGCAAAGGCAUGAAGCGGUCUACUCGAUCUCUUGUUGGCCUGUUCCGCCCCAAGUCGGUCGCCAGUAUCAAUUCCAACGAGGGUCCUGCCGUGGAACCCACGGCCCCGCAGAUCACCGUGGUCAACGUGGAGGCGGAGCGCGAGAGCGUCACUGUCAACCCUGAUCCCCAAGAUCUCCCCCGCGGAGGCACAGUCUUUCCUAAAGUCGAGGGCCACGGCGCGGAUAUUAGACGGUCUACUUCCAUUCGGGAACGCGCUGCCUCAGAGAACGCUCAGGUGCGUAAAAGCAUCGUGGGGGGAGAGCAGGAGCGCGCAGAAGUUCUGGCAGCUGUCCGAAAGGGCAUCCUGAAGAAAACGCAUUCCGAUCUGGGAGUGUCGUCACCCGCCCAUGCACUCGGCGGCGAAUCGCCGCAUUCCAGUGCGCCUGCUACACCGGAGGAAUCGACCCGAUCAGGGGCUCCCCACAACGACUCGGUCAAGAUUGCGGGUGAGGAUUACUUCCUCUCGAACGCUGGACGGUUCACCGGCUCCGAUGCAAAGAGUGCGCCGAUUACUCCGCAGGCUGUCGGUGGGCGGAACAUCGUCUUCAGUCCUCGCAUCCAGUUCCACGAUACUUGGCCCAGUGGCGAGUAUGACCGGCGUGGGGAGAUUGCGACCUGCAACCGCUUGACGCCUCUGCUUGCCCAGCAGAUUCGGGAGGAGAUCAACAACUUCAAAAUGGAAAUGGAAGUUCACGAAAAUUCCAAGAUCUACACACACUUCAUUUAA
This is a messenger RNA of Penicillium alfredii, 2220 nucleotides long. RefSeq lists its product as uncharacterized. NCBI's taxonomy places the organism in Eukaryota, Fungi, Ascomycota, Eurotiomycetes, Eurotiales, Aspergillaceae. The transcript has 3 exons. Bases 1 to 2220 code for a protein of 739 amino acids. The record is from RefSeq and is a predicted model, not a curated record. Gene Ontology annotation, biological process: actin cytoskeleton organization. Gene Ontology annotation, molecular function: actin binding.